AUGGCUGGAAUCAGCAGCCAAGAUGAUCCCGAAUUAGCAAAUCUCCAAUCAAGCUUCGAUGAGCAGCAGGCUAAAAUAAGCGCACUGCGUGAAAUCAUUCGCCAGACGGAGGCAGUGAACGACAUGAAGCAUGCAACCGCACAAGAGAAAGUGAAAAACAUUGCCCAGCGGCUGACACACUUCAAGACGAAGGUUACCACGUCGCGUCUAAACCGGGCUAGCAGUAUCGGGUCCUCUUCCCAAUCGCUGGCCACCAUCGAUCAGGGUGUGGCGUUGAAGGAAAGUCCGAUUGAUGUUAGACCCGAUCCGCGCAGUCCUGCCUUUCCUCGCGGCCGUUCGGAGUCAUCUGGCAUGGAGAAGUGUUCGCUGCUCCGUCAGCAGAUCGAACAAAAUCGCUUGAAAAUGGCGGAACGGGAGUCUAGGGAGCGGGAGAUCGAGGAGAAGGUAAUAGAAAUCAAGCAUAAGCUUGAAGCGACCCAGCAAUCGCUGGAAAGAUCCGGUGAACUGGACCGAUCUAGCACCACGUGCCUUGCGGAAAUUGUUUCAUUGGUCGGUGAGGGCGUUGGUGGUGCACGUGAAGGGCGGGAUUCGGCGUUUAGUCUGUCAGAUGGCUUGCGGCGUUCUUACAGCCAUUCGUUUUUGGACCCGGGCCCAGCACACGAAACCAUUUCCACACCAAUCAAACCGGUCCCGGAUAGUGAGGAACAGUUUAACGAAGAGCUAACGAAGUACGAGAAUAACGUGCGGCAGGCACAAGUAAAGCGUAAGAACGAUGAAAUGCUGGAGCGACGAAUUACGACGCUGGAAGACGAUUUGCACGACAAGGAGCGUAUUAUUGACGAGCAGCUGCGUUCAUUAUCGCUGCUGGUGAAUAGUUUACUCGAGGAAGACAAUAAACCCGAUCUCGAGUUGGUAAAAGAAUUACACAACUUGCAGAUGAAACUGCUUCAACAAAGUUACAGCAUUUCCGACGAUGAAGCAAUGUUACGAUUACUAGACUCGUACGGAUACGAUCCCCUAGAGAAGGCUACUGAACGAAAAAUUAAACAACUGCAAGCAGUUCCCACAGCAACACGGCUUGAUCUACCGGGAACUUCAGAGGAUGCGAAGGUACAACUGCAGAAUGCAAUGGAAAAAAUCGGCACACUCGAGCAAGCGCUAGCCUCGCAAGAUAUAGAAAUGGAACGCAUGAAUCAACAAAUAACGGACCUGCGCCAGUCGCUGGAAGAGAAAACAAUCGAGCUGAACGUUAUGACGGCUAAUGUGUCCGUACUGCAGGAGAAGCUAAAAACAAGCGGACCCAAACCACUAUUCCCUCGAUCGGCCGACGAAGAACUCGAGUCGGAGACGACCAAACUAAAGCAGCAGCUUGACGAAUCGAAUAAAAACAUGAUAAAAUGCAAGCUAAAGAUCAAGCAGUUACAGAAACAGGUCGAUACCUUCAAAAAGACCUCCAACGUGCACGAAGAGAUCGCCAAACUGACCGACGAAAACGCUGCCCUUGCGCAACGGCUUGCCGAGUUGGACGACCGCGAUACCGGCGACAUCCGGUUCGAUGCCAUCGGUACCAAACCGGUCGGUCCGGAGCUGCAAAAGCGCAUUGAAAUGUUGGAACUGACGUGUCAAAAUCAGGCAACCGCUAUGCAGCUACUAGAGGAGCAAAAGAACGAUCUGAACGAAGAUUUAAACCGAACCCGGCACGAACUGGAGUCAUUUACCGACCAUGUUACCGUAACCGAUGGGGAUGGUGAUAAUGGGCGUAUCGCAAGCCAAAUGCUGUCGAUCGAGCUGGAGGAAAAGCUGGAAAAGUGUUUGGCGGACAAGAGUGAACUGACGAAGGUACUGCAUAGUUGGGAGGCGGAAAAGUCGGAAAUGCAGCAGACGCUAAAACGUUACGCGGAAGAGAACGCAGAACUGUUGGGCAAGAUCGAUAAGCUCAGUCUGGAGAAGGUGAGCUCGGCGGAGUCGAUCGAAAUAUUGGAAAACUUAACAUUGCGCGAGAAGCAAGAGAUGGAAAACUCGGAAAAGCGUGCCAAGGCGGAGGAUGGUGCGACAGAACUGGACGAUUCGGAUGAGAUCGUGCGAAAUGUGCUGGGCGGGAAGGAGGACAUUAACGAGAGCCUUCUUAAGCUGAUGGAGGAAAGCAAAGAGCUUAUGGAUAAGGUGGAAUUGUUCACGGACGAGCGACGGGAGGUGUUGGAAAAGCUGGAUGCCAUUUCGAUUGAGAACCAAGCGUAUGUUAGCGAGCUAGAUAAGUUGAAGGAGGCGAACGAACAACUGCGCUCGUACAGUGUGGAAUUAGCAUCGGCCAAAUCCGACCUAGAGGAUAAGCUGCGUAUAAUCAACGAAGAAAAGGAAAUCAUCCGGCAAGAGCUAGAUACGGUGAAGGUGCGUAAGUUGGAAGGAAACGAAAGCAGCGGCACGCUCAGUCUGAGACCCACUGAGAUGACCGUAACCAUUCCAGACGAAACGCUCGAUAAGCACAUCUACCAGCAGACAUUAUUGGCGGUGGAAACGGAUAUAACAAACUAUAACAAAAACAAGGACAAGCAAAAGAAGAUACAACUGGCGAAGAAACUUACAUUGAGUGGGAAAUCGUUGGUGACAAUGAGCAGGCAACUGUUUGAUGAGUAUGACCGUUGCAAGGAUGAGCGUACGGCACGUGUCGUCGGUAAGGAUAGUGCCAUCAGUACGCUCGAAACAAAGCUGGAAGAAACGAUUAAAUGUCUCGAAAGUAAAGCAUCCCAGAUUGCCCUGCUCCAGGAGGAGAUUGCAUUGCUGAAACACGAGCUAGAGGUGGCGUAUGAAAAGAGUUCCGACGAUGAACCGGAGCUGUUGAAGGUGGAGCUGAACAGCAAGAACGAUGAAAUUAUGCUGUUGAAGAAGGACAUCGAUGCACUGGUCGAUGCAAAAUCUUCCGAACUGUUACAGAUACAGCACCGGCUGCUGGAGGCACAACAGGAGAAUCAUCAGCUUAAAACGUAUACGGCGGAGCUGCAGUAUCAGCUGGAAAGUGUUUCCAAGCAACAGGCAAAGGAAACGGAAGCACUAAACCGUCAGAUAGAUAAAUUGCAGUUGGAGCUGCGCAACGCUGUAAGUAAUGUGCCGGAAUCCGCAACUGAAGAUCUGGAAGGUGAGCUGCAGCACAAGCAGGAAACGAUAGACACGCUGAAUGGGCAAAUCAUUGAUCUGUACCGGACGGUGGAAGAGCACCAGUCACAAGUGGACGCGUUCCGGGUGCAGAAGGAACAGAUUGAGCAGAAGAAUGAAGAGCUACUGGAAAAGCUGAAGAAAUUUGCAGCAAACCUGAAGAAGAAAAACGUCCAAUGUACCAAGUUAGAGAAGGAUAUUGAAGUGUUGAAGGAAGCGAAUCGGAAACUGAAUGAGCAGGUAGAACACCUGGCGACAGAGUCCACGCCCGCCGAUGCUGUGAGUGAGCUAAGCCAAGAGAAGGAGCAAUUGACGCAGAAAAUGUAUCAUCUAAACAACGAGCUGCACCGGUUGCUGGAGCAAAAGUAUCACAUGGAGUCCGAAAGCGAGUCCAUUCGCGAAGAGUUGCAAAGGGUCAACGAGCAACACAAGAUGAUGCAGGCCGAGCUGAUGAGCAAAACGGGCGCACUGCAGUCGUUGGAGGCUGAGCUGCAGGCGUGCAAGGAUGAGAUGCAAACGCUGCAUGCCGAGCUCGCUAGUAAAAACGGUAAGAUUGAUAAAUGCAAGGCCAUCAUAAAGGAAAAGAUAAAGGAAACGCAACGUCUCCAGGAAAGGGAACGGCGUGCCGCCUACCUGGAGGAUGAGUUGCGCAUGACCCAGAGCAAGCUGGAAGACUUCCACAACCAAACGCUCCUGUUGGGCAGGCUAAAGAGCGAAAAAGAGGAGCUUAAUGUGACCGUACGGACAGAACAUGAGCAGCGUAAAGCGUUGGAAGAACAGUUGGCUAAUAUGCAACAGCAGCUAACGGUAGCGCAGGAACGUGACAGCACGCUAAACGAACAGUUGAGAAGUGUAGAGUGCUGGGUGCAGCGGUACAGUGAUAAAUGGCGCAACCGGUACGAACAAACUGCACCACCAAAUAUGGAAGAACCGAUCGAAACACCGCCGGAUGUAUUUAGUUGGCUAACGUUGCUGGUGGAGACGGAUCGAGGCAUUGCAGAAAUGCUUACACGACAAUUGGAAACCAUCAGCACACUUGAGGCUAGUUUGAAAACCACGGAAAACCGUGAGUCAAAUGAGGUAAGCUAUCUGCAGGGGCUGUUGCAGAGAGCUAAUCAUGAGCGUGACUCCUAUAUAGAUGGCGUUGCAACAAAGGAUGAAGAGAUAAAGCAAUUGAAUUGCGAACUAAAAACCAAAACUGCAGACCUUCAAAAGGCAAUUGCUGAAAACACGCUAAUGCAAUCGCAGCAAACGGAACUAACUGCUGCCCGUGAUGAAAUCGAACGACUUAAGGAGCACCUGGACCGUUCACAGCAGACCGAGCAGGCUGAGCUGCGCAAGGUGGUAGAAACAGCAAACCAGGAACGGUUAGCAAUAGAACAGCGUCUUCAUGCAGCGUCCCAAAGCAAUGCUGAACUGAUAGAGGAAGUUACGAAAUUGCGUGACAGCAUGCAAUCGCUCGAACUGGAGCUUGCUGCAGAACGAAGCAACAUAACGCGGCUAACCGAAAGCACUGCAAAUCGUCUUGAAGAGAUAACGCAGCUGCGGGAAUCAUUGUCCGAGGCGGAAGAACGAUACAGCAAGCAGUGUGAUCGGUACAAGGACUACGAAUCGAUACAGAUGCAGUUGGUGGAGGAAAAGCAACAGAAGGAACAGUUGAACCAUGCGCUUAAGCAACGUGAUCAGGAAAUUCAGACGCUGCGGCAGGAGUGCGAUGAACUGCGGGAACAUCACAACGAUGCGGGCAAACUGCAGUCGAUCGAGAUGGAUAGCUUGAAGCAGCGGUUGCACGACAUGGAGCAGAUGCGUGCUGGUUGGGAGACAUCAUUAGCGCAGUUCCGUACUGAAAACGAACAACAAACGGAUGAAAUUGCACUACUCCGCGACACGAUCGCAUCACUCGAGCGUCAAACGCAGGAAGACAAGACAAACAUUUCCAUCCUAACCUCCCUGAACGGGGCGCUGAACGAGGAUUUGGAUAUGCUGCAGCAACAAACUGGUGAAGCGGAGCAGCGUUAUCAAUCUCUGAUGGACGAGUUGAGCCAGACGAAGUCCGCACUGGAAGUGGCUGAAGAGCAACAAAGCCACAUACAACAGCAAAUCGAUGAUGCGACCGAACGAUACCGUAUUCUGCAGGGUGAGUAUGAGCAGAAGACGUUAGCGUUAGAGUCGGCUGAAACCGCUGUACUGCAAGAGAGCAAUCGAAGGGAACAGCUAGCCAGCACACUGCACACGAAGGAGCAAGAGUGCGAGCAGCUGCAGCAAAAGUGUGCCGAGCUGCAGGACGAGUGCGAUCAGUUGCAGCGUACCGUUGACGAAACGAAGUCUUCCACGGUGCGACAGGAGCAACCCGAAGCGGAACCAAAGCCGGACCAGGAUCUCGGCAUGUGGGAUGAUGCCGACGCCGGCUGGGGCACAGCCGAUACAACCCACCUGGAAGCGCUUGUACGAGAAAAGGACGAACUGAUACAGCAGCUCGGUGCGGAGAAGGACCUUAUGCAGCAGGAAAUUACAGACCUGAAGGUGAAGUCGGGUAAGCUACUGCGCAAGGUGAAGGAGUGCAGGGUGAAGCUGGACGCACAGCAGACGGAACCGGCUGGUGGCCGUGCGGGAAGCUCCGAAUCGCAGGACGCACUCGAGGCGAAGGUGAGAGCGUUAGAGGAGGAGCGUACGGGGCUGCAGCGCGAAAAAGAGGCGAACGUGCUGAAACUGGACAUGCUGGAGUCCGCCUGCGAGAAGCUAACGGAGGUGAAGGAGUACCAGGACAAGCAGAUCGAGAUGUUGCGCGACUCGGUAGCCAACGCCAACGCAUCGCGCGAGGUAGAAGAUCUGCGGGAGAAGGUACAACAGCUGACGGCAACGUUACAGACACGGCAAUCGGAGAUAGCGCAUCUAAACGCGCGGUUGGAACAGCUUACCAGUGAGGUGGAAUGUAUUGACGAAUUGCGGGCACAGCUGACCGAGGUACAGUCCCAGAAUGUGCAACUACAAUCGACCGGUAGCGUCCAAGGGUCAGUGCCGGUAUUCCACGACCAUGCCCAUUCCAUGGAGCUUCAGUUAGCCGCACUGGAGCACAGAAAUCGAUUGCUCGAGCAGGAAAAGGCAGAUAUGUCCCGGGAGCUGGAGGUAUUGAAUCAGCAGAUUCUGCAAGAUCUUCAGUUUGAGGAUCGACUGAACAAGGCACUGCUCGAGCUGGACGCGAAGGGUGUAGAGAUACAGAUGCUACGUUCGACGCUAGAACAGCUUCAACAAGGUGGAACAGUGGGGACAGUGGAAGCAACUAGCGAACCAUCUCACGAUACCACUCCGGAUCCGAUCGCUUCACUACAAGAACGCAUCCAGGAGCUUGAACGCGAACGCACCGAACUGUGGCAAAAACUGUCCGCUGCAGGUGAAUCCGACUCCUCAGCAUCUGGCACAGUAGCCCGGGUCGAUGAUGCAACAGUGCGGGAAGUUCUCGAGCGUCAAGAAGUCGAAAUUGUGACGCUUAAGGAGCAGCUUGCACUGCGCAGCGCGGAGUACGCACGGCUGGCAGCGCGUGUAGAUCCAACCAAACUAUUCGCAUCGGGACUUAGUGGCAGUGAGCCCGUGCCGAAACCGGAACAGCAACAACAGUCGACCGGUGACCGGGUACCGCAAGCCGAACUGGAGCUAGCACUGUACAUGAUCUACCAGCGCGAUAUGCGCUGCGAUGAGCUGGAACUGGAACUACGCAACCUACUGCAGGAACGUGACACACUGCAGCUACGCUUGUCGAACGCACUGCGCAUGCACGAGGAGUUUAAAAUACGCUUACAAUCCGGUGCAAUACCCGUAGAGCAAGAGUACGGCACGUCGGGCGAGUGUUCAAUCGAUGCAUCACCGGACCGGUCACUCAGUGGGCUACCGUUAGAUGAACGCCCGGUAUCAAGCCUGUCCGGUCCGCAGGACCUUACCUCCAAGCUGUCCGAGCUGCAAUCAAUUAGCUACUCGAAGGAGAAACGAUGGCAGGAAGAGCGCGAGGAACGAGACCGUCAGCUAACACUGAUUCAACGCGAUCUUGCCAACAUGCCGGUCGAGGCGGCAGCCAAAAUUGCCGGCACGGACAUGACGGCAGACGCAGAAGCAACCACACAGCAGAGCGCCUCAACGGUGUUGUUAAACUGGAUACUGGGGAAGAAAUAG
Anopheles marshallii is the source of this 7314-nucleotide messenger RNA. RefSeq names its product protein lava lamp. The record is from RefSeq and is a predicted model, not a curated record. NCBI's taxonomy places the organism in Eukaryota, Metazoa, Arthropoda, Insecta, Diptera, Culicidae. Bases 1 to 7314 code for a protein of 2437 amino acids. The transcript is spliced from 6 exons.